Messenger RNA from Necator americanus (New World hookworm), 345 nucleotides. RefSeq lists its product as uncharacterized. Bases 1 to 345 code for a protein of 114 amino acids. Lineage: Eukaryota; Metazoa; Nematoda; Chromadorea; Rhabditida; Ancylostomatidae. The transcript has 5 exons. The record is from RefSeq and is a predicted model, not a curated record.
AUGUUCGUCAUAAUUUGUCUCAUUAGUAGUUUUGCCUUGGCAGAAUCUGCAGAGAACGAGUCCAGUGACAAUAGCUGCCUGAAGGUGUACGAAGGCCUAUCGUUAUGGCUUGUGAUGGCAACCACACUCCCUAUCAUUAUCAACUUUGGUACUAUGUUUGUGAUUGCCCUUACUAUCUACCAAGUGAAACAAGUGAAGCCGCUGUGCGAUAACCUUACAUCUAGCACUCAUUGGCUCUCUCGAACAGCGGUAAGGGUUGGAAUUGGUCCAACGGCAAAAAAAGCACUCGUGGACUAUGCAAAAGGAAAGUCAGAAUUCGCAAAACUGAUGGCUACUCCCACAUAG